AUGGACGUUGACGCCUCCAGUCUCCGCUCUCCUCCGUCCAUCCUCAUCAACAGGCAUUCUAACAGAUUAGACGUCAACGCCGUCAAACACGUCGGCGAAAGGGCGGUGGAGAAGAAGAAGAGGGCAACCUUAACCUCGGAGUUGGGAAAACAUGGAGCCGUCGGUGUGAGAAGCCCGUUUUUCUUAAAGUGGAGGGUGGGGGAUGUAUUUGGUGUGGUGAGGCGCCACCCCAUACCGUGUGUCUUCUCCGUCUUGCUCUUCUUCUUCAUGCACGUCGAGUAUACUCUCCGCAUGACCCCGCCCGGUUCUCCGCCGUUGGAUUUCGGUUUCGUCGUCACCGUUCCUCUGAAUCGCUUGCUUGCUUCUCGCCCCGACAUUAACAAUCUUCUUGCUGCCCUCAAUACGGUGUUUGUGGCAAUGCAAUCAUGGUACAUAUUAUGGGCGUGGUUGAUUGAGGGUCGUCCAAGAGCUACAAUCUCAGCAUUGUUCAUGUUCACUUGUCGUGGAAUUCUUGGAUACCUUACUCAACUACCUUUGCCCGAGGAAUUCUUGGGAUCUGGCGUUGAUUUUCCGGUAGGGAACACGUCGUUUUUCUUGUUCUUUUCCGGCCAUGUUGCUGCGUCGGUUAUUGCUUCCCAAGAUAUGCAACGGGUGAAGAGAUCAAAGUUGGCAUUCACAUUUCAUGUACUCAACUUGUUGCAAAUUGUGAGGCUGCUAAGCACAAGGGGUCACUACACCAUCGACUUGGCCGCCGGUUAUGCUGCCGGAAUUCUGUUUGAUUCUUUGGCCGGAAAGUAUGAAAACUACAAGAAUAAGCAAAUCUCUUCAACUAAUCCCACUUCUUGUCCUGUUGGAAUUAAUUCCAAAAAUGAAAAUAGUGAUAAUUAAGUAACAUUAGACUUCAAUUAAGUCUUUUUUUUUUUUUUUUUUUUUUUAAGUCCAAAGGAAACUCGCUUUGUGAUCUUAGACGGCAAAAGAGUACAAGGAAGUAAAUCAGCUUAGAUUGUUUAUAGCUGAUAAAGUUCAAAUUAAGAAUGUCAAUA
Ipomoea triloba (trilobed morning glory) is the source of this 1043-nucleotide messenger RNA. Its product is annotated as phosphatidylcholine:diacylglycerol cholinephosphotransferase 1-like. NCBI's taxonomy places the organism in Eukaryota, Viridiplantae, Streptophyta, Magnoliopsida, Solanales, Convolvulaceae. The coding region runs from base 1 to 888 and encodes 295 amino acids. The record is from RefSeq and is a predicted model, not a curated record. Gene Ontology annotation, molecular function: diacylglycerol cholinephosphotransferase activity. The transcript is spliced from 3 exons.